AAUGGAGUCCAUAACAUUUGGUGUAUUGACAAUUAGUGACACCUGUUUCCAGGAGCCGUCCAAGGAUCGUAGUGGACCCAGACUGGUUAAUCUCAUCCAAAGAGAUUUCCAGAAUUCCAGCAUCGUAACCAGUUAUUUACCCGAUGAGCGGGAUCUCAUUCAGCGAGAGCUGCGCAAGUGGAUAGAUCGUCAGGAUGUUCGUGUUAUCAUCACCACUGGCGGCACAGGCUUUGCCCCACGCGAUGUCACACCGGAUGCCACCAAGCCGCUGCUGGACAAGGAUUGCCCACAGUUAACAAUGGCCAUUGCUCUUGCCUCGCUGCAGAAAACGAAAUUUGCCGCCCUAUCGCGUGGUGUCUGUGGCAUAGCCAACAACACGUUGAUUCUCAAUUUUCCUGGCAGCGAAAAGGCGGUGGUUGAAUGCUUCGAGACAGUUAGUGACCUGUUGCCUCAUGCCCUUCAUCUCAUGGGUGACGAGGUGGCGUUGGUGCGACGCACUCAUGCGGAAAUCCAAGGUACCGAUCAAGCUGUCAAGGUCGACUCCAGUCCGGCUCUACGUGGUCAUGUGUGUCCCCAUAAAACGGGAGCCGGAAACGAUCAUGAUCGAAAUUCACCAUUUCCCAUGUUGCCCGUGGAUGAGGCCUUAAGCAUUAUAUUCAAUGUUAUCCAGCGUAGCACUGAAUUGGAGAAAUUGGUCAAUGAACUCUCAUCUCCGGUGAACAUACCACCAUUUCGGGCCUCCAUCAAGGAUGGCUAUGCAAUGAAAUCCACUGGUUUCUCGGGCACCAAACGUGUUCUGGGAUGCAUAGCCGCUGGCGAUAAGCCCAGUGCGUGUGCCUUGCAGGAAGAUGAAUGCUUCAAAAUCAAUACAGGAGCUCCCCUGCCGGAACAUGCCGACUGUGUCAUCCAAGUGGAGGAUACCAAGUUGUUGCAACGCGAUAAAUAUAAUAACGAAACCCUGGUAGAGAUUAUGGUCGAACCCAAGGCGGGAUUGGAUGUGCGACCAAUUGGCCAUGAUCUGACCAAAGGCGAUGCUAUAUUUCCCAGCUUAGAUGCCUCACCGGUUGUGGUCAAUUCUCUGCUGGCAUCUGUGGGCAGUCGUCAGAUUAUACGAAAACCCAAAAUAGCAAUUAUCUCAACGGGCAGUGAGCUUCUCUCGCCCAAGGACGCGCCAACAGUUGGCAAAAUCUACGACUCUAAUACGACCAUGUUGGAGCAGUUGCUGACCUACUUUGGCUUUGAGUGCAUUCAGGCCAGAGUUCUCAGUGACAGCAUCGAAGCUAUUACGGACACCUUGUCUGAUCUAUUUGAUGUGGUGGACUUUGUCAUUUGUAGCGGCGGCGUCUCCAUGGGCGACAAAGACUAUAUCAAACCUGUGCUCGAAAAACUCAAUUUCCAAUUGCAUUUUGGACGUGUCAACAUGAAGCCCGGAAAACCCAUGACAUUUGCCAGUCGCCAACAGAAAUAUUUCUUUGGACUGCCGGGUAAUCCGGUUUCUGCUUUUGCCACAUUUCAUAUAUUCGCCCUGCCCGCCAUACGUUGGGCUGCCGGCUGGGAACGGACCAAGUGCAGCCUGCCCAUACUGAAUGUAAAGCUGCUUAACGAUAUUAUCCUAGAUGGCCGUCCAGAGUAUGUGCGUGCCUCAGUGAUAUGCAGGAAUGGACAACUUUGUGCCACUGUCACUGGGGAUCAGAUCAGUAGCAGAUUGCAGAGUAUAGUGGGGGCCGAUGUGCUCAUACAUUUACCUGGCAGCACUUCAAGCAAACCGCAAGCAAAGGCAGGUGAUAUUUAUUCUGCCUCUGUGUUGCGUUACGAUUUCAUAUCAAAAUACGAAUAGGCUGUGGAUAAAGAACCAUCUGGCCCCUAUGCGUUUCGAAUAUAAUUAAUGAUUCAUGGUGUAUGUGUAUAGAUUAGCACAAAA
Molecule: messenger RNA, 1921 nt
Organism: Drosophila willistoni
Lineage: Eukaryota; Metazoa; Arthropoda; Insecta; Diptera; Drosophilidae
Gene: cin
Product: molybdenum cofactor synthesis protein cinnamon
Exons: 7
Coding region: 2-1837 (611 amino acids)
Biological process (GO): gamma-aminobutyric acid receptor clustering; Mo-molybdopterin cofactor biosynthetic process; postsynaptic neurotransmitter receptor diffusion trapping
Cellular component (GO): postsynaptic specialization; cytoplasm; cytosol
Molecular function (GO): molybdopterin molybdotransferase activity
Source: RefSeq, a predicted model, not a curated record